CAACUAUUGUGUUUAAUGGUGAAAUAUAAUGUCAAAUCAGAGAUCAAUUUCCUGUGGUCUUGAUUUCUGUGCUGUACCAGACCUUAAUAACUGUAUUUUUACAGCAAAUUCAUCAAAAUAUGAGUUUGUAUUUGUACCACUUAUUCAUCCCUUGUAUAAGAGAGAAUUUGUAUCUGGUGCUGCAAAAUCACGCAAUGGACCAUUUACCAGACCAGACCUAGUGUUGUGCAGCUCUGAUUGGAAUAAUUUAAUUAUCGGUAAACUAUCUUCUCAUAUUAAAGUUGAUUCAAGAAAUUUCUUUAUAAAGAAAAACAGUGAAGAGGCUUUGAAUCAAGAGUUUGCUUUAGCAAGACAUUUAGGUCUUGUAGGAGUCACUUUCAGAUUGAUGGGUGGAAUAGAACAGAAUGGGAAUCUUGCUAGAAUUGUUUCUGAUAAAGUAACAAGCACAUGUACAUUGCAGGUUUGGAUACAAAUACCUAUGGAAAAUCCAGUUAAACAAGCUUAUUCUUACAGAGAACAGGAGUGUAGUUCAGUAGAAAGCACAUGGGAAUGGUGGAAUGCCUUUAGAAUAAUAUGUGAUUAUGACCGAAAGGUGGGCAUUGCAUUAAUUGUAAGCCAUGAUCUCCCCGAACAAGAAGAGAUUGAUAGGUGGCUAGGUGAACCAGUAAGAUGCUUGAUUUUUCCUACAACAAUAUUUAUCACGAACAAAAAGGGAUACCCUGUUUUAAGCAAAGCGCAUCAAACAUUGGUGAAGAGAUUUUCAAUGUUAGAAGUACAGUUUGUACUCACAGGAGCGAAUCGGCAUCAAAAUAUUGGUUAUUAUCACAAUUACUUGGAGUACUUAUGGAAGGGUUGUCAGAUAAAUGGACCGGUUGAAAGAUUUGCUCGUGGCUAUGAAGAUUAUUUGCAAUGUCCUUUACAACCACUCAUGGACAAUCUUGAAUCUCAAACGUACGAAAUAUUUGAGAAAGAUCCUGUUAAAUAUACGCAAUACCAAACAGCCAUCUAUCAAGCAAUUCUUGGAAUUGCAUCCAAGACAGAGGAGGAUAAAAAUAGAAAAAUAGUUAUAAUGGUAGUUGGUGCUGGAAGAGGGCCACUAGUUUAUGCGUCUUUAAAUGCAGCAGAAAUGGCAAGGCAGAACAUCAAAGUAUACGCCGUAGAAAAGAAUCCUAAUGCAGUAUUAACCUUACAGGCACUUGAGAGAGACGUGUGGGGAGAGAAAGUAACAGUAGUAUCAUGUGAUAUGAGAGAAUGGGAUGCUCCUGAAAAAGCUGAUAUUCUAGUGUCUGAAUUACUUGGUUCUUUCAGUGAUAACGAACUCUCUCCUGAAUGUUUGGAUGGAGUCCAGAAAUUUUUAAAAGAUGAUGGCAUAAGCAUACCAUCCUCGUACACGUCAUACAUUGCUCCUGUUCAAUCUUCGAAACUGUACAAUGAAGUAAGGCAAUGUAAAGACAAAGAAAAACAUUCCUUGGCUCAUUUUGAAACGUCGUAUGUUGUUCACCUACAAAAUAAAUACGAUAUCGCGAAACCACAACCAUUAUUUACAUUCAAACAUCCAAAUAAAGGAAUUGUCAUUGACAAUUCAAGAUAUGAGAUCAAGACAUUCGAAGUACAACAGAAUUGUGUAUUACAUGGUUUUUCUGGAUAUUUUGAUACAGUUUUAUACAAAGAUGUUACAUUGAGUAUAGAACCCAGCACCCAUAGUCCCGGAAUGUUCAGUUGGUUUCCUAUAUUUUUCCCAAUUAGGGAACCAGUCCAGUUGAAAGCGGGUGAUGAAAUAGUUGUUCACUUUUGGCGUCAAUGUAGCACUAAGAAUGUCUGGUACGAAUGGUGUAUCAGCAAGCCUAUUCCAGUAGCCAUUCAUAAUCCUGGAGGUCGUUCUUAUACUAUAGGUUUAUAAUUUAAUAUAUUUUUUAUUCAGCCAUUUAAAGAUUGAAUUAAAAUAUAUUUGUAAUAGACUUCCGACAAGAAUUCCAUUGAAAAUUCCUUACAACAGAAAAGUCUUAUGUACUAAUAUUUUGUGUA
This is a messenger RNA of Dufourea novaeangliae, 2025 nucleotides long. It is a transcript of the gene csul, whose product is annotated as protein arginine N-methyltransferase 5. The transcript is spliced from 11 exons. Gene Ontology annotation, cellular component: cytosol; nucleus. NCBI's taxonomy places the organism in Eukaryota, Metazoa, Arthropoda, Insecta, Hymenoptera, Halictidae. Gene Ontology annotation, biological process: regulation of DNA-templated transcription; peptidyl-arginine N-methylation. The record is from RefSeq and is a predicted model, not a curated record. Bases 29 to 1900 code for a protein of 623 amino acids.